AUGUCAUUUCACACACUCAGCGUACGAGAAUUGAAGCUCUUUUUGGAUGAUCUACAUAAGUCUGUGGAUGAUGAUCUGGAUAACGACUUCAGAAAGAUCUUGUUUUAUUUGUUCGGGUUUACCAGUGUACGACUAGAAGAUAUCGUGAAGGACAAGGAAUUGAAUAAUAACCUUGAAAACUUCCAUCUAUUGUCGAGGUUGGUCAAUGGAAUAGAAUUGGUUCUCACAAAACACAAACAAUUGUUAAACUCAACUGUCACUGAGAAGGAAUCAAAGAUCUCCACUCAGGCCAGUGGAGGAGAUAUCCAAAUUUUGGAAGUUGGAAGCAAUGAUGUGAUGGUGUUUGAAUGGAUCAUAAAUUACUCACUAGCAUAUCUUUCAUAUAAGAAUAUUCUGAGUCUAGCAAACCCGUCCAACAUAUUGAAAUCAUUGAUAAUAUCAAUUAUUAAUCUUGUAACUACUAAACUUCAUAACUUCCGAUACAAAUUCAAAAUAAAAAAAUUCCUUCUCAGUAAAUUGGAUGAUUCAUUGAACUAUCUACUCAAUGGUAUUGGAUUGGCUCAUUCGUUAAGCUCUAUGACUUACAAGAGAAGGUUGGCGGCCACUGUGCAUCUUUUUACCAUCAUCAACGACUAUGAUAUAUCUUGUAAAUUAGGGCUCAUCACUUGUGAUUUUGAACUAAAGCUAGAAAGUUACGCUAGGAAAUUAUGGUUUGUACUCGCAUCUGUCAACUUGCCAAGUAUAUAUCAAAAUACGCAAGAUAUCCAGUUGGUGGACAAUCUUAGAUCGUUGCUUGUUUUAAAUUGUUGCAAUAAUUUUGUCCUAAAUGAAAUUGACGUAAAUUUCUCUCAAAUAACAUAUGUAACUCUGUGGAUAAUAGAACAUAUAAUAUCAUUGGAUGAUACUACAGUUAAGCUGAAUUGGAUAAAUGAGAAAUUGACCAGUAUGAACAAAUGCUCAGCAUAUUUCUUGCUAAAGCUUUUUGUCCUAUGUAUUGAUUCUGGGAUUGUGAAAACUUUUACAUCUUUACUUCAAUUAAAAGUUAUUCUACAGAAUUAUAACCAAUGGAUAAAAUUAGUAGCUAAGAAAAGGCCAAAUAUCGAUUUAAUUAACAUUCAAAAGGUUUUACAUAUAAUUUCCGUGUAUGAAAAUGAGGACUCAGAGGAUUCUGAUAUAACUCACUUCAAUAACAAACAACUUGAUGAUCUAAGGAUGCGGGUAUUCAGCUUUAAACCUGAAGUGUUUCACUCAAUUACCACUCCUAAGGAACAUCCACUACUACAACUAACAUUACCAACUAAAUAUAAAUUUGAUUUUAAACAUAAAUUUGAUGGGCAAGAAUGGAAUCGUUAUCUUAACAAACAGUUAACUUCUACGAAGUUAGAUGAUGUUGAAUUGUUGACCAUAUUAAAUGCAGUGGGGAAUGUUGCAUGUAUAUUGCUGAAUGACUUCGUUGAGUCAAUAGGGGAAUGUUGGACAUGUGGUAGUUCACCUUUGUAUAAGAGUUCUUACGAUGCGAUAUCACCAGAAAGGAAGUACGUGACUGAGAAUCAGCAAAUGAAUACGUUAUAUAAGACAAUUAUUGUUGAAAAAUUAUUACCUUUGAUCCCCAGUUCCAAAUUCAUAUUGACCUCAUCCUUACUUCUUGCAUUAUACAAAAUAUUUGCUCACUUCAAACCUCCCAAAAAUUCGAUCACACCAAGUGAAGUUGACCCCAUAUACAAAUUCAUAAUAACAUGUGCGUCGCUGUCUACUAAUCGAGAUGUAAGAUUAUUGGCCGGCAGAAUUUUACCUUUAUAUUUAAUCUGUUCCAAAGACGACAAUACAUUGGUAGAAAUAAACUUUAGGCAAAUAUUUGGAAAUAUUUCGUCAAUUAAGUUUGAAGAUCAGAGAAAAAUAUAUCUUGCUGAAUCCACAUUUUAUACCUUGGGGGAAUUGGCCAUAGUUACUAGCAAUGGAGAAUUUUUAUGUGCCUUAUUCAUUAAAUUAAUUGAUUUAUUUGGUGAAGUGAAUGAACAGCAUGUAAACUUGAUAUACAAUGUCCUUUUGAAUGUCUCAGCAGCGAAACAAGUAACGCCAUAUAAAUUACUAUCUCCCUUCUUGCCGAGCAUCGCAGAGAGAAUAGUUAAACAAUCCAGAAUGUUUUCUAAGAUAACUGAAUUAUUGGGUAUUUCCAAAAAAUAUUUUCUUGUAAGAACAAGAGAUUAUACAACGCCUAGGCUUUUGGAAUACUAUAAAUAUGAUUUCAUUCAAGAUAUUGCAGAUUCUUCAGGAAUGACAAAGCUACAAUUGAUAACUAAAACUUUACCUAGGAUCAUAGCGACUUACCUAUGUAAAAGUGGGAAUAUAAAUGAAAGUAACAUAAUAAGUGUAUUAGGAAACGCUGCACCUGAAUUUAGGUUAGCAAAGAUGUUAGAUUUGAUCGUCAACAUUGGAGCAAUAACUUGGUACAUCCUCUUGCAAAUUAGAUUUGACGAGAAUAAGAAAUUUGAGAAUAAAGUGGAAAUACUCAAUGCUUUAGAAUAUAUUGGUAAAGCCAGCCAAAUAAAAAAUACAAAAAAGAAAAGUGCAGGUAAUAGUAAACGACUGCAAGCUGAAACUGUGAAAAUCUUAUUAGGUGAUCAUAUUUUGGAAUUAGUUCAGCGAUUUUCAGAAAAUGUGCAUCAUAUUAAAGGAUCUAAACCAUAUCUAGAAAAGGUCUCUUCACUUACAGCAAUUGAAUUUCUUAUAGAAACCAAUAUAUCUGCAACCUCAACUGCAUUGGGGCAGAUUUCUACUUGUUUGCAGGCAUCUUUAGAAAAUUCUGAUUUUCAACUACAAGCUAUUUCUUGCUGGAACUUAUUGGUGCAGAAGUUAGAAACUCCUCAUUUAAUUUCACUUUUCGAUAUCAUCAUACUGAUAAUUUUUCAAAAGUUUUCUCAAUUUGAGCAUAAGUCCAAAGUUAUUGCUGUUGAAAUAUUGAAAAGAUUAUUUUUGGAGCUUCGAGACAAGUACAACAAGUAUGCACUAUACUAUUUUUCGGUUCCAUUUGUUGGAGGCUUGGAUAGAUACUAUCAGUUGGAUUCUAGUUUUAUAUCCCUCUUGAGACAAAAGUCAAAAACGAACCAUUUUCCUGAAUUUACUAGAAGACUUAAAACUGGUAAUAGAUAUGUGGUGCAACAAGCUUUGACUGAUUUAAUAAACUUCACAACGAAAAAUCAAAAGCUGUGCCAGUUGGAUGAUUUUAAAGACAAGGAUCAAUUAGUUACUAAGAGUGUGCUGGAAUUGUUAAGGACCUUAUUAGAUACAGCCCAACUGUUCAAGAAUAAGAAUUUGCCGGAAAUUUCAACAAAAUGUGCAUAUGCAAUUUCGGUGAUUGGUGCCCUAGAUCCUAAUAAGUUCAGUUUGAAAUCCAUUAAAGAACAAGUUAUUGUAAUUAACGAUUUUGGUGAUUACAGGGAGAAUUCUGAAUUUCUCAGGAGGUUCAUGGAAGAUAUCGUCAUCAAAUCUUUCUGGGCCUCAAACACUCCAGUUAAGCAGUUAUACAGUGCAUAUUCUAUGCAAAAAUUUCUUAGCGUUUUGAAGCUUGAUGAAACAGUUUUAUCAACUCCACCUGCUACAUCUACUACUCAAGAAUACUUUGUAGAAGUUUGGAAGAGGUUCAGUGAUGUUGCGAAAUCAACCUUAACCCCAUUUUUAUCAUCUAAAUAUAUUCCUCCAUCUUUUAAGUACGAGCCUUUGAAGUUUCCUUUCUAUAAACUUAGUAUGACAUAUGAAAGAUGGCUAGUGGUAUUGACAAGUAAUUUGUUAAACAGAGCAGCAAGAUUAGGGGAAGAUGGACUGCAAAGUGAAGAUGAGGCAACAUUAAAUACUCCAAAGGCGAUAAUUUUUAGAACUUGUUCAGUUCUUGUUCGCGAUCAAGAUCUCACAGUAUGUAAUUACUUGCUAAAGUAUGUUUCACUACUGCUUGUGAUAAAUGGCGGAAAAUCUUCAUUUGAGGACUUAAAGACUGAAUUUUUAAGUAUCUUGACAAACGAUUCAUCCAAGGUGCCACCAGAUUUGUCUGAACUGUUGAUUAACUGCUUUCAGUCAGUCUUGGAAGUUUUGGAUUAUUUUAACGAAUGGUAUUCAUUCGCUACGCAGUAUCUAAAUGACAUGGGUGCACCUUCUCUGAGUGCCGCUCAUAAAUUGAGAAAAUCAUUGAAUUUAGUGCAAUCUUUCUUAAACCACUUGCCAAUGACUUUAAUCGCAACAAAGUCGGCUGAAUGUGACUCAUAUGAGAGAACUAUACUUUAUUUAGAAAAGUGUUAUAGGGAUAAUCUUGUUACAGAUGAAGUAGUGGUCCCCACUUUGCAAAAGAUGUACUCCAACAUUAAUGAUUUUGAUUCAUUGAGUGGAAUCUUAAAGAAGUUUUCUACAAACAAUUUAAAGGAGAAAUUGUCUACCUUUCAGUACAAUGAAAAUUGGUCACUUGCACAAGAAUCGUUCCAGGUAUUAAGUCUGAUGGGAGAUGCCGAAGAUAAGGUUGAGAAUAAUGCUAAAUUGUUGACAUCGCUAAGCGAACAUGCCUUCUAUGAAGAGGUACUUUCAAAUUUAGGGUCCAAGGUAGAUUUUUCAAAAAACUUGAAUGAUAUACCGUUGAAUUGGUCUAUGGCUGGUUUGCAGGCAUCUGUAUUAUCUGGCGAUAUUCUUCAAUUAAAAAAGUGGGUAUUUAUAACUGACUCUAUUGCAACUAGUAGACAAGACAAGGAUACUGCAAUGAAUUAUCACAUUGCUAAAGGAAUCAAAUUCUUGUACGAAGGCAACAAGGACGAAUUUUCUAGAUGUAUUAAUGAGGUCUAUUCAAUAAUUGGGAGUUCGCUUGUUUCAUCCAUGUCAUCUUCUUCCUUUUCUAGGAAUAGUAUGUUGAUUAAUCAGUUACACUCUCUCUAUGACAUAAUGGUGAUAUCUAAAGGAGGUUUCAACGUGAAUGGAGCAACUGAGGACUUCAUUCUCAAAGAAAGGCUUUCCAAUACUGAUCAGUCUUUUGAAACUCAAUGGGGAAUUUUGGCAAUACAUUAUGUCAUAAACUUACUGACUGGUAGUGGUAGUAAAAUUGGAGAUAUUUUAAUUCGAAGCUCAGAAACUGCUAGAAAGAAUGAGAGGUUGGACGUGGCUACAAGAUGUAUUAUGAAAGCUAUGGCUCUAAAUGAGAAGGAAGCGAAUGUUGAAUAUGCAAAAUUAUUGUGGGCACAGGGUAGGCAAACGGAAGCCAUAAAAAACCUUUCGAGUAUUAUUGACGAUGGGGAAUUUAAGGAUACUCAACAAAAAGCGAAAGCCCAACUUCAGUAUGCUGUUUGGCUAGAUGAAUCCAAUCACAGUUCUUCGACGACUAUUAUCAAUGAAUAUACAAAGGCUUAUAAAUUAGAAGCUAUUUGGGAUAAGCCUUACUACGACUUGGGUAAGUACUACAGUAAAAUUAUGGAAUCACAAGCUGUAAUUGAAAGAAGCAUGACUGCAAGUAAGACUGGUAAGAUUACCACAAGUGGGUAUUACGAACAGCAAACCAUUCGUUAUUUCCUAAAGGCUUUAGCUUUGGGCCCAAGUUUUAUAUUUGAGGCCCUUCCCAAGUUAAUUACCAUUUGGUUGGAUUUUGCCCAGUUGGAAAAUAAAUCCGAAGAAGCUGAGAGAAAAUUGAAUCAAAUAGUUCAAGAUUUAAGAACUUCUAUCGAUAAUAUACCCAUCUAUGUUUGGUACACAUCUAUUACUCAAUUGUUAUCUCGUAUUGGGCAUAGCCACGAACCUUCGUCUCUUUUAGUCAUUCAAAUUAUUUCCAACUUGGUGCAGGCAUACCCAAAGUAUAGUCUUUGGUACAUCCUUUCACACUUAAAUUCUAAUGAUAGAAUUAGAAGAAAUAGAGUAAGUUUGGUGUUGGCAGAUUCCCAGAAAAAGAAAUCAGGUCUUGAUCAAAUAAUUGCUGGAGCUCAAAAACUAUUCACAUCCUUAAUAAAAAUAGCCCAGUUUGAUAUAAAAAAAAAUACAGUUGUCAAAAGGUUAUCAUUACGCAAGGAUUUCGAAAAUUUCUCAUAUUUGAGCGAUCCGUGUACGGCUUUGGUUAUUCCAGUGCUUUCAAAUCUUGAUAUAAGAUUACCCCUGGGUAAGUAUACACCUAAGCUGUUCACAGCUUUCCCGAAGGCUUCGGCUGUUACUUUUAAUGGAUUUGAUGAUGUAAUUAAUGUUUUCCAGUCUCUACAGAAGCCGAAACAAAUCACCAUUCGCGGAUCUGACUUUAAUGUAUUCAGGUUACUCCUCAAACGAGACGAUACCCGAAAAGAUGCCAAGGUUGUCGAAUUUACUGCUAUGAUAAAUCGACUUUUAAUUGCAAGUAAUGAAACAAGAAAAAGACAACUUUGUGUAGUUAAUUAUUCUGUUGUUCCACUUGCAGAGAAUUUGGGUGUCAUAGAAUUUGUUCAUGAUGUUGCUACUAUGAAGAGCGUAAUAAGUGACCAAAGGCAGAGAAUGGGUGGCGGUGGUGGUAACUCAUUUGAUAAGAAACUAUUUCUCAAAUUGGAUGGAGCUCAAAGGAAAUUCAAAUCUUCCUCAAGGCAAAACAUUGAUAUAACAUCCUUGAUGGAAUACUUUCAGGAAUUAUGCAAAUUGGCUCCACCAGUUUUGCAUAAUUGGUAUCUUCAUCAAUUUUCAGAUCCUGGUGCAUGGUAUUUGGCGAGGACGACGUUUACGAGAUCGUCGGCAGUAAUGUCAAUGGUAGGCUAUAUCAUUGGACUUGGGGAUAGACAUUGUGAAAACAUCUUAUUUUUAAAAAAAACGGGUGGAGUUUUACAUAUAGAUUUUGAUUGCUUAUUUGAAAAGGGUAAGACUUUACCAGUUCCUGAAAUAGUUCCAUUCAGAUUGACUCCAAAUUUAACUGACGCAAUGGGAAUCACUGGAGUAGAGGGAAGCUUUAGAAUUGCUUGUGAGGCUACUGCCACUUUAUUAAGAGAGAAUGAGGCUCCGUUAAUGAAUAUAUUGGAAACGCUAUUGUACGAUCCCCUUUUAGAUUGGAAAUCUGAUAGGAAAUCUUCUUCAAAUACUCCAGAAGAUCAUUUAAGAACUGUCAGGAGAAAAAUCAGAGGUUUGGUGGAUGAAAAAGAAGGAUUGCCCAUGAAUGUUUCGGGACAGGUAGAUGUCUUAAUUCAAGAAGCUAGUUCGCCAGAACUUCUAUGUCAAAUGUAUGGUGGAUGGGCUCCUUACUAUUGA
Molecule: messenger RNA, 7215 nt
Organism: Dujonia railenensis
Lineage: Eukaryota; Fungi; Ascomycota; Pichiomycetes; Serinales; Debaryomycetaceae
Source: the annotation of a GenBank genome assembly